Chiloscyllium plagiosum (whitespotted bambooshark) is the source of this 1776-nucleotide messenger RNA. The record is from RefSeq and is a predicted model, not a curated record. Lineage: Eukaryota; Metazoa; Chordata; Chondrichthyes; Orectolobiformes; Hemiscylliidae.
UUAUCCUGCUCCCUCCCACCCCCCCUCGUGUCUGAUUAUCCUCUCUUUCUCUCGAAGACCUUCUCCUUGUGUCACCCCCCCCCCCCGGCUGACUUUUCUCUCACUGUUCCACUCUUCCCCUUUCCUUUUAAAAAGAAAGGAAUGAAAAGGUCCAAACAGAAAGGAAGAGGCAGUGGCUUUUAAGUCUUCCUGUUUUAAUACUCAGCGUUUUGGGGGGGGGGGGAUUUUUACCAUUUUCUAUUUAUAUAUACACAGAGGCACACUUUUUAUUCAAUUUGGGGUUUGCCUCCCAGUUUUUCUGUUUUGUUAAUUUUCAUUUGUGUGGGUAGGGGUCAGUGUUUUCCAUCUUAUUUAUAUAUCUCCCUGUGGGUUUGCGUCCCGAAAACCAGUGGACCCAAAACCGGGAAGAAGGGACGCAAACCCACCUUUUUAGUUCUUCAGAAACAAAAUCCCACCUGUUCCAGAGGUGUAGUGUUUUCUUAUUUAACUUGCCUCCUCUGUUCUUCCUUUCUUCUGUCUCCCCCCCCCCCCCCCCCCCCCCCCCACCACCGUUUCGCCCUCUCUCAGGGCAUCCUUUUUUUGGAAGGGAGCCCUGCUCAGGAACAUUUCUUGGUUUCUCGUUUUCCCCCCAAACCCACCCCUUUCGGAGCUCCCUGGAAGGCGAUUUGAAAGCAGACCUCGGGGUGUCUUUGGUUUCGUCCUCCGAAACCCACACAUGGAAUGAAUGUCUCUGACUCAGAGCCUUGGUGGUGGGCUCUUAGCUGGACGUCACCUUGGUAGCGCCUGGACGAGUGUGUUUUUGCAGGGGGCGAGGAAGGAAGGAAGGAUAAAAAACAGGAGGGGCAGGAGGAGGAGGAGAAGAGGCAGGAACCCGCUGCGUUCUCUUCCCCCUUCAAUCCAGUGACUUUGCUCAGUUAAAUGAAGAAGAAGGAGGGAGACCGUUCUUACUGAAUUUGAGCUGCAAGAAGGCAGCCCCUUGUUCCACUUUUAUUUAUUGCCUGCACUGACCAAAGCUUUUCUAGCCUGGAGGGAGGAAGAAGGUGUGACUUGCCCUUCAAUACCUGCGUUCUUAUUGGGAAUAACAGCAAGAGAAAGAGACCCCAAAGGACCCGGGCGGCCAUGGAGGGGCCAGGCCGGCCUGGGGGCUACCGCCAGAGCCGCAGAUCCCGCUCCCAGAGGGACAGGGACAGGAAGUUGGCUGGCCCCGGGGCGCGGGAGGCCCGGCCUUACUCCCCGUCCUCGGGCUCCGAGAGGGAGGCGGGAGAGGGUCCGGCGUCCGGGAGCGGCCCAGGCCUGGGCUCCGGACCGGGCUCAUCGCGGCCCCGCCCUCCUCGCCGCAGGAGGAAGGAAUCGACGUCCUGCGAGGAGGACAUCAUUGACGGCUUCGCCAUCGCCAGCUUCCUGAGCCUGGAGGCUCUAGAGAAGGAGGCGCUGCCAAAGGCUCCCGAGCGAGCGGACAGCCAGCGCAAGCGGCUGGAGAAGAGGAAACCCGAGGAGACCAGGCCGAGCUCGCCGGGCGAGGGCCCAAGGAGGGCCGGCAGCUCCGACAGGGAACAGAACCGGCACAAUGGUGACCGGGAUCUCCAGAACUCACCGCCCACCAAAAAGGUCAGUUCUCCCUGGCUCAGUGAGCCUCUGUUUCUGACUGGGACAUACACCCGGGAGGGAGUUACAGACUGGAAUCUAAUCACUGACCCUCAGGCCGUGUGGCACUCCCUCGGCACUGGUCCUCAGGCCGUGUGGCACUCCCUCGGCACUGGUCCUCAGGCCGUGUGA